AUGCCGGUUUUUCACACGAAAACGAUAGAAAGUAUCCUGGAGCCGGUGGCUCAGCAGAUAUCCCAUCUGGUGAUUAUGCACGAAGAAGGUGAAGUUGACGGGAAAGCUAUCCCAGAUCUGACGGCACCGGUGGCUGCCGUACAGGCGGCUGUUAGCAACCUUGUUCGGGUGGGAAAGGAGACUGUACAAACCACAGAGGACCAGAUCAUGAAAAGAGACAUGCCACCAGCUUUUAUCAAAGUGGAGAAUGCGUGCACUAAGCUGGUGCAGGCUGCCUCCAUGCUGAAAGCUGAUCCAUACUCUGUGCCUGCUCGGGAUUACCUCAUCGAUGGCUCCCGGGGAAUCCUCUCCGGGACCUCUGACCUUCUCCUGACAUUUGAUGAGGCUGAGGUCCGCAAAAUUAUCCGCGUGUGCAAAGGCAUCCUGGAGUACCUGACAGUGGCUGAGGUGGUGGAGUCAAUGGAGGACUUGAUCACAUACACAAAGAACUUGGGGCCAGGGAUGACAAAGAUGGCAAAGAUGAUAGACGAGCGACAGCAGGAGCUGACGCACCAGGAGCACCGCGUGAUGUUGGUCAACUCCAUGAACACAGUCAAAGAGCUGCUGCCCAUCCUCAUCUCAGGUAUCAAAAUCUUUGUGACAACCAAGACAUCUGGCAGCCAGGGCGUGGAGGAAGCCUUGAAGAACCGUGAGUUCACUUUUGAGAAGAUGAGCGCCGAGAUCAACGAGAUCAUCAGAGUGCUGCAGCUUACCUCCUGGGACGAGGACGCCUGGGCUAACAAGGACACAGAGGCCAUGAAGAGGGCUCUGGGGCUUAUCGACUCAAAGAUGGCCCAGGCUAAGAACUGGCUGAGGGAUCCAAACGCUCCACCAGGGGAUGCAGGCGAGCAGGCCAUCCGCCAGAUCCUCGAUGAAGCUGGAAAAGUCGGUGAGCUGUGCGCUGGGAAGGAGCGCAGAGAUAUUCUUGGCACAGCUAAGACUCUGGGCCAGAUGACCGACCAGGUGUCUGAGAUGAGGGCCAGAGGUCAGGGCGCAUCCCCAGCCGCCAUGCAGAAGGCACAGCAGGUCUCCCAGGGGCUCGACGUGCUUACUGGCAAGGUGGGAAAUGCUGCUCGCAAGCUGGAGGCCAUGACUAACUCCAAGCAGGCCAUCGCCAAAAGGAUUGAUGCUGCACAGAACUGGCUGGCAGACCCUAACGCCAACCCAGAGGGAGAAGAGAACAUCAAGGCCCUGCUCACCGAGGCCAAAAAGAUUGCAGACAUGUGUGAAGACCCCAAAGAAAGAGAUGACAUCUUGCGCUCUAUUGGAGAGAUUGCUGCCAUGACUGCCAAGCUGUCUGAUCUCAGAAGACAGGGUAAAGGUGACACUCCUGAAGCCAGAGCUUUGGCUAAACAGAUUGCAACAGCUCUCCAGAAUCUGCAGUCCAAGACCAACAAAGCUGUGGCCAACAGCAGGCCUGCGAAGGCAGCUGUGCACUUGGAAGGAAAGAUUGAGCAGGCACAGCGCUGGAUUGACAAUCCCACCAUCGAUGACAGCGGUGUUGGCCAGGCAGCCAUCCGCGGGCUGGUGGCAGAGGGCCGCAGGCUGGCCAACGCUCUGCCGGGUCCUUACAGGCAGGAGAUGCUGGGUAAAUGUGAGCAGGUGGAGCAGCUCAUGGCCCAUUUGGCUGACCUGGCUGCCCGCGGUGAAGGAGACUCCCCUCAGGCACGUGCUGUGGCUCAGCAACUCCAGGCGGCUUUGAAAGACCUGAAAGGGAAGAUGCAAGAAGCGAUGACUCAGGAGGUGUCCGACAUCUUCAGUGACACCACCACCCCCAUCAAGUUACUGGCAGUGGCUGCCACGGCCCCUCUGGAUGUCCCCAACAGAGAUGAGGUCUUUGACGAGAGGGCUGCCAACUUUGAGAACCACGCCAAUAAGCUUGGCACCACAGCAGAGAAGGCUGCUGCUGUCGGCACUGCCAACAAGAGCACAGUGGAGGGAAUCCAGGCUGCCGUCAAGUCAACAAGAGACUUAACACCACAAGUGGUGUCUGCUGCUCGUAUUCUGCUGAGAAACCCUGGAAACCAAGCUGCAUAUGAGCAUUUUGAAACCAUGAAGAAUCAGUGGAUUGACAACGUGGAGAAAAUGACAGGUUUGGUGGACGAGGCCAUCGAUACCAAAUCUUUGCUGGACGCCUCAGAGGAGGCCAUCAAGAAGGACCUGGACAAGUGCCGUGUGGCCAUGGCCAACCACCAGCCUCAGAUGCUGGUCGCCGGUGCCACCAGCAUCGCCCGCAGAGCCAACCGUAUCCUCUUGGUGGCAAAGCGAGAGGUGGAGAACUCAGAGGAUCCUAAAUUCAGGGCGAUGGUGAAGGCUGCAUCAGAUGAACUGAGCCAGACGAUUUCUCCUAUGGUGAUGGAUGCUAAGGCGGUGGCUGGAAACAUCCAGGAUCCAAGUCUUCAGAAAGGCUUUUUGGACUCAGGUUAUAAGAUUCUCGGUGCUGUGGCAAAGGUCAGGGAGGCAUUCCAGCCCCAGGAGCCAGACUUCCCACCACCUCCUCCUGAACUGGAACAGCUUACUCUUAAUGAUGAGGCAGCACCACCCAAACCUCCUCUUCCUGAGGGCGAGGUUCCUCCACCCAGGCCUCCUCCCCCAGAGGAGAAAGAUGAGGAGUUCCCCGAGCAGAAGGCUGGUGAUAUGGUCAACGAGCCCAUGAUGGUGGCUGCCAGGCAGCUCCACGAUGAAGCUCGCAAGUGGUCCAGCAAAGGAAAUGACAUCAUCGGUGCUGCCAAACGAAUGGCCUUGCUCAUGGCAGAGAUGUCACGUCUGGUGCGCGGAGGCAGCGGAAACAAGCGUGCGCUCAUCCAGUGCGCCAAGGACAUCGCGAAGGCCUCUGAUGAAGUCACGCGGCUGGCUAAGGAAGUGGCCAAGCAGUGCACUGACAAGCGUAUCCGGACUAACCUCCUCCAGGUGUGCGAGCGCAUUCCCACCAUCAGCACUCAGCUCAAAAUCCUGUCCACAGUCAAGGCCACCAUGUUGGGUCGUACCAACAUCAGCGAAGAGGAGUCAGAGCAGGCUACUGAGAUGUUGGUGCACAAUGCUCAGAACCUGAUGCAGUCUGUGAAGGAGACGGUCAGGGAGGCCGAGGCAGCUUCCAUUAAGAUCCGAACAGAUGCAGGCUUUACCCUCCACUGGGUCAGAAAGACCCCCUGGUACCAGUAA
Molecule: messenger RNA, 3201 nt
Organism: Larimichthys crocea (large yellow croaker)
Lineage: Eukaryota; Metazoa; Chordata; Actinopteri; Sciaenidae
Product: vinculin
Exons: 21
Coding region: 1-3201 (1066 amino acids)
Biological process (GO): cell adhesion
Cellular component (GO): actin cytoskeleton
Molecular function (GO): actin filament binding; structural molecule activity
Source: RefSeq, a predicted model, not a curated record